CAUUGAUUUCGUUACAAUCAAUUUAAAAAAAAAACCAAUUAGUAAGCUUGUAAAUAAAUAAUAAAAUAAAAGUAUAUUCAUAAAACUGUAGUGAGUGACGAAGAUCGUGGGUUUUCAGUGUAAUUAACUGUUUCGUGAAAGCUGGAUGAAAAUAGCGCAACCAUCUCCUGUAUAAUGAAGACUGAAUUUCGGAUUUGCUCAGCUUGCGGAGAUCCAAUCAGCGAUAAAUUUUUGCUGGAAGUAUCUGGAAGAAGUUGGCACGCUCGGUGUCUUAGGUGUUGCGUUUGCCAGUUACAACUUGAUCGGCAACCAUCUUGCUUUAUACGAGAUAGAGCUGUUUAUUGCAAAGCUGAUUAUGCAAAAAGUUUCGGUGCCAAAUGUUCAGUUUGCUCGAGAGGAAUAUCAUCAAGUGAUUGGGUAAGAAAAGCGAGAGAUCACGUUUAUCAUUUAGCGUGUUUCGCUUGCGCCGCUUGUCAUCGACAAUUAUCAACCGGUGAAGAAUUCGCCCUCCACGAAGACCGAGUCCUUUGCAAAGCGCAUUAUUUGGAAACGCUUGACGGUGGAACGACUUCUUCCGAUGACGGUUGUGACGCAGAAGGUUACCACAAGAAUAAAGCAAAAAGAGUCCGAACAACAUUUACAGAAGAACAACUCCAGGUGCUCCAAGCAAACUUCCAAUUAGAUUCAAAUCCCGACGGUCAAGACUUAGAAAGGAUCGCUCAAAUAACAGGGUUAAGCAAACGAGUAACGCAAGUUUGGUUUCAAAAUUCGAGGGCGCGUCAAAAGAAACACAUGCACACUGGAAAAGUGAAAACGCAAAUGCACAAUGGGAGAGACGACAGUAGCAACUUUAGUAGGCACAUAAACCUCCAUUUAACGUACUCGUUCCAACAGAACAGCAACAAGAGCUCGCCUCUCUUCAAUCCAGCUGGUAAGCCGUCGUCGGAAUCGGAGGCGACGCCACUUAAAUGGUUGUGUCUUGCAGAUUCCUCGCUGGACGAGCUCUCUCAAGAGUCCACCAUGCACUGUAUGCAAGGGGAAGUGUAAAAAAGACUAUCGUCAGAUUACAAGCUACGAAAAAAAAAACUUAUUUAGGAUAAGAAACUAAAUGUAUUGGUAACCCUCCAAUAUAUAUCGUGAUUCUUCAGUGUACUAUUUACUAUUAUUAUUUCUUUUUGUUAUUUAGUCGUAUUUAUUUAUUUUUUUUAUCAUAAGCAUAGACAACAAUUUAUAGAUAAAUAGAAUGUAAAAAAAUAAUGUGAAGAGGCAGGAAUUGUAUUAUAUAGAAGUAUUGUAUAUGUUAAAAAAGGUUAAUUAUUACUGUUUUAAGUGUAAUAUAAACGAAUUUAAUAAAAAUAUUUACUUGAAUAUCAAA
This is a messenger RNA of Onthophagus taurus, 1375 nucleotides long. RefSeq names its product LIM/homeobox protein arrowhead (gene Awh). The record is from RefSeq and is a predicted model, not a curated record. NCBI's taxonomy places the organism in Eukaryota, Metazoa, Arthropoda, Insecta, Coleoptera, Scarabaeidae. Gene Ontology annotation, cellular component: nucleus. Gene Ontology annotation, biological process: regulation of transcription by RNA polymerase II; neuron differentiation. Gene Ontology annotation, molecular function: RNA polymerase II transcription regulatory region sequence-specific DNA binding; DNA-binding transcription factor activity, RNA polymerase II-specific.